Messenger RNA from Salvia miltiorrhiza (redroot sage), 721 nucleotides. RefSeq lists its product as uncharacterized. The transcript has 3 exons. The coding region runs from base 107 to 625 and encodes 172 amino acids. Gene Ontology annotation, molecular function: protein dimerization activity. Lineage: Eukaryota; Viridiplantae; Streptophyta; Magnoliopsida; Lamiales; Lamiaceae. The record is from RefSeq and is a predicted model, not a curated record.
CAAUGAUCAUUAUUAUCGUGUGGAGAUUUUUAAUGAGGUUGUUGAUCUAACAAUACAAGAGCUAAACACUCGGUUUUCCGAAGCUAGCACUAAUUUGCUUAGAUGCAUGGCGUGUCUUGAUCCGAGAAAUAAUUUCUCCCAAUUCAACAUUGAUCAACUCAUGCGUUUCACUACUUUAUAUCCCGAAGACUUUGGGCCAGGUGAUUGUCUAUGUCUUCCACAACAACUCCGUAAUUUCAUAGCAUUUGUUCGGAAUGAUUCUCGAUUUUCAACAAUUACCAAUUUGGGAAGUCUUGCUCAGGAAAUGGUUAAAAGUGGUAAUCAUUUAGUUUUUCAAUUGGUUUUUCGAAUGAUUGAGUUGACAUUGGUUUUACCCGUAGCUACUGCUUCUGUUGAGAGAGCAUUUUCUGCAAUGAAGAUUGUUAAGACUGAUUUGCGAAACCGUAUGAAAGAUGAGUGGAUGAAUGACAGUUUGGUCGUGUAUAUUGAGAAGGAAAUUUUCUCAACUAUUGACAACGAGAAGAUCUUGCAACGUUUUCAGUCAAUGAGUACACGUCGAAAUCAACUGUCAUUUCUUUCUCAAACAGAGACGACUAGCUCGGGUUCGCCAAGUGUCUAUUCAUAGAUUAUUUGUAAUGUAAUAGACAUGGUAAUGAAUGAAACUAUUGUAGGUUUUUAUUAUUGUUGUUAAUCUAAUGACAAAAAAACAAUUAUUUAUUAA